AUGUCUGUCACCAGCGGCACGUCCAGCAGGCCUCUGAUCCGCAAGCCGGCCCCCCAUGAGGCCGUCUUCUGUAGCGUCUGCAGCCGGAGAUUCCCCAGCUUCGAGGAGCUGAUGGGACACAAGCGCAUGGCGAUGCUGACCGAAGGAACCCACAUCCACUGCGCCGUGUGCACCCGCGACUUCAACAGCCAGGACGCCUUGAACAAGCAUCUUCUGGAGGCACACCCUCAGGAGCAGAACCUCACCUGUCCCGGCUGUCAGAAGAAGUUUGUCCGGUUGGCUGGGUGGAUGAGACACCUCGAGCUUGACGACUGCCCGGGAAUUCGCCGCGCAGACGUCGACCAGAACCGCGCAAAGAAGCUCACCUUUUCCCAUGAGCUCGAGAAGCGCAGCGGCUCCCAGUUCGGAGACUACUUCCCCGUGUCCCACCCCAGCGUCCAGUCCGCCUUCGAGGCGCAGUCCAACCUCGAUGCCGUAUCCACUGUGGACGCGCAGUCCGAGUUCGACGACAAGGCCUACAUGGCCCAUCCGUCCUUCUUCAAGCCCCAGGACUUUCCCAAUCUGAAGGAUGUCGCUGAGAGCCUGGAGAGCAUCCAGCAGUCGGACGAUGGCAAGAAGACAGUCGUGGACGACGUGAAUAAUCCGUCUCACCGGCUCUUCGAUCCUAGACAGUACUACAACACCCUCACGCGCAAGUACAAGUGUCCGCAGCCGUCCUGCAAGAAGACAUUCCCCAACAGCGGCGCUCUCAUCACCCACAUGAAGUCAGCGGCCUCGCACUACAAUGCCAAGCUGCAGUGCCCCGGCUGUCUGCGCUACUUCAGGGAUGCGUCGUCCUUGACCGCCCACUCCGAGUCGGAGUCGACCCGAUGCAGCAUCCGCAAGUCCGAAAACUACCGCUCCUACCUUGACCAGCUCACCGGAGGUAUGGCGGACCUCGGCGCCAAGCACAAGGACGGUACUGUUAAGUAUGAGGUUAGCACGGAGGCCGUCGUCAAGUUCGCUCCGUCUCGGAUGGCUAGAACGGCCACGGAGGAUUACAUGGCACAGCAGGAGGCCGAUCGUCAGGAGGACUGGGCUCGCAACAAUAUUGUCUGGUAG
Molecule: messenger RNA, 1101 nt
Organism: Colletotrichum paranaense
Lineage: Eukaryota; Fungi; Ascomycota; Sordariomycetes; Glomerellales; Glomerellaceae
Product: C2H2 type zinc finger containing protein
Exons: 3
Coding region: 1-1101 (366 amino acids)
Biological process (GO): regulation of transcription by RNA polymerase II
Cellular component (GO): chromosome
Molecular function (GO): chromatin insulator sequence binding
Source: RefSeq, a predicted model, not a curated record